Messenger RNA from Spodoptera frugiperda (fall armyworm), 8961 nucleotides. It is a transcript of the gene sdk, whose product is annotated as protein sidekick-like. Gene Ontology annotation, molecular function: protein binding. Lineage: Eukaryota; Metazoa; Arthropoda; Insecta; Lepidoptera; Noctuidae. Gene Ontology annotation, biological process: cell-cell adhesion. The record is from RefSeq and is a predicted model, not a curated record.
AACGAAACAAAAACAUUUUUUGCCGUCGGUACCCGUUCCGUUUUGCUCGUCAAGUGAAGUCGCGUCCUUCGGACGAUUGUGCAACGAAGUUCAUGUCAUGAAACUUUCGAAGUUUAUAAAACUUUCAAAAAUAAUUUAGAAAUGUUUUUAACAAUAAAACUCUUUUAAUAGUGGUAUAAGUGGAAUGUUAUUAUGUUUAUAAAGUUGAAUAACUCUGUAUUUAUACGUACAAAGUUGAGUGAACUUAUGAAGUUGUGAGUAAUUCCUACCUUGUUCAUAGUUGCAAGGCGAGCGAAUUCCACAGGUGUAUAACGAAUGUUGUGGCUACUAAAAUCCUAGCAACCGACUUACAAUGACGGAACUCUCUGCAUAGUUUCACUAAGGUGUGUUAAGGUGUCUAAAUAUUGAGAAAAUGUAAACAAAAGUGUGUUAAACACGAAACAAGAAGAUCUAACGUGUCAUGGAAGAAUUGGAGCGGUGGUCCAAGAUGCAUUGCAAACAGUUUUACGGAACUUUUAUCUUAUUAUUAUUCUACAUUGUACAUCCUACAUUAUCAAUAAACAGUACAGUACAAAUGCAACCACCACGGUUUAGCAUGCAACCUUCAUCAUCAAAUAGUAUAGUUCGAGAAGGUACAACAAAAAUAUUACAAUGCUCUGCAAUGGGCAUACCGCAACCAAUGUACAGAUGGUUGCGAAAUGGGGUACCACUCAGUGAUUAUUCAUCAGAGUUGUUUUAUAAGAUUCAUAACACCCAGCGGCAGGAUGCCGGAGCUUACCAGUGUAUAGCGAAAAAUGAUGUCGGAGCAAUAUUCAGCGAAAAGAACAACAUUGUCGUCGCGUAUAUGGGUGUUUUUGAACCUGUUGCUGAAACAAUAGUAACUGUUGAGUCUGGUAGAGCGGCACUAUUAGCAUUUCCUAAGAUAGAAUCAGAACCGCCGCCAUCGGUCAUAUGGCAGGAUGAGAUUGGUGCUCUGCGAUAUGACCAAAAAUAUGCUGUCACCAACAAACAUGAACUUGUAAUCCUGUGUACUUCACACGAAGAUGAGAAGGCGUACAGAGUACGUGCUAUAAAUACGCAGUUAGGAAAAGAAGAAAAUAGCCCAUAUAUACAACUUAAUGUUUUUGGCAAUGACAGCAAAGAAAUACCUCCAGAAAUUAUUAUAAAACCAGAAGACACAAAGAUUGUUAAAGGACAAGAAUACACGAGUCUGUAUUGUAUUGCCAACGCAAGACCAUUACACGAAUUAGAAACCUUGUGGUUUAAAGAUGGGAUUAUGAUUGAUUUAGCUGGGGUUACGUUCGACUUAAAUGAUCAGUGGAACAGAACACUCACUCUUAUAUCAGCUAAUUUAACGCACACAGGAAAAUAUACAUGCCAGGCUAGACUGAAAACUGGAGGGUAUGCUACUGUUACGGCUUCCGCUUAUGUCACAGUCUUAGAAAAGCCAGUGUUUUUGUCUAAUUUAAAAUCGGAAACUUUCGGUGAAUUCGGGAGUACGAUCGUGUUGGACUGUAACGUACAAGGUAUACCGUUGCCUAGCAUCACUUGGUACAAAGAUGCUAGAAAAAUUGCUAGUGUUGGGGCAGAUGCAGAAGAAGCUGAUAAUCCAGACAUAGACGACGGCGGUGGCAGAUAUCGAGUGGAAGUGGAUCGUUCUCUAGUCAUCAACGACCUUAAAAUGGAGGAUACUGGCAUAUACCAGUGCAUUGCCAGCAACGAAGCUGGCGAAUCUUCCAUUUACACGUGGCUCAAGAUUAAAAUGAAGGACAGUAGGCGGCUUCCACGAAGUCACAUGAAGUUAAUACGAAUGCGGACCUCCGAUAAAAAGGCAAAAACGUUCAGAUUUGACACCGGCACGUCCCCGCCCAUAAUGCAGACUCCGCCGAGCAACCUGACGGUGCUCGAUGGCAAGGACGCCACCAUCACGUGCCGCGCCGUCGGAGCACCCACUCCCAACGUCACCUGGUACUUUAAUGAUUCUUUGAUCAUAAACUUGUCGGCGCGACUGCAAGCACUCGAUGAAGGCGACUUGUUAAUUACAAGUACAACGAACGCCGACAGUGGAAAAUAUACCUGCGUCCGAUCCAACGAUGCUGGGAAUGUAUCCGGGGAAGCGUAUCUUACUGUAUUAGUUCGAACACAAAUCAUAGCUCCGCCUGUAGAUACACGAGUGUUAUUGGGUCACACGGCAACACUACAAUGCAAAGUAUCGAACGACCCGAAUGUGAAGUACAAUAUUGAUUGGUUCCACAACAAACAGCCAAUGACAGCUGGUUCCCGAGUGUGGGUAUCAGCGGAUGGAGCGCUACAAGUGCAGGCCGUGCGCGCCAGUGACGCGGGCGAGUACACGUGUGUAGUGACGUCGCCGGGCGGGAAUCACACGCGACAUGCUGUGUUGUCCGUCAUUGAACUUCCUUUCGCUCCUACAAAUGUAAGAGCUGUCAGACUCGAUGCCGCAUCACAGCGAGCCGUUAACGUAUCUUGGACUCCCGGCUUCGAUGGAAACUCUCCCAUACAAAAAUUCAUUGUACAACGACGUGUUGUUCCCGAAUUUGGUCCUACACCUGACCCCUUGCUGAACUGGGUAACGGAGCCGGUGAAUGUAUCUGCAAACCAACGUUGGGCUCUGCUCACCAGUUUAAAGGCCGCUACGUCAUAUCAGUUUAGAGUAUCUGCCGUUAACACCGUUGGAGAAGGACCUGCUUCUGAUCCAACUGAUGUCUUGACAUUGCCACAGGAAGCCCCAUCCGGUCCCCCCGUCGGCUUUAUGGGAUCAGCGCGGUCUUCAUCAGAGAUCAUAACGCAAUGGCAGCCACCGCUAGAGGAACACAGAAACGGUCACAUUUUGGGUUUCGUUAUACGAUACAGGCUUAGGGGUUACGACAACAGCCCGUGGACCUAUCAAAAUAUCACGAACGAAGCACAGAGAAACUAUCUCAUCCAGGACUUAAUAACUUGGAAAGAUUACAACGUGCAAAUAGCAGCCUACAACGAUAAAGGUGUUGGUGUGUUUUCCGAUAGUUACACGAUCAAAACUAAAGAAGGCGUGCCCGAAGCGCCUCCGGACAAUAUUCGCUGUGAGGCGGUUAACUCUACAGUCAUAAAGGUUUGGUGGACUCCUCCAAACCCUCAGAAAAUAAACGGUAUAAACCAGGGUUACAAAAUGCAAGCAUGGAUUUGGGACGAGAAUGAAGGGGCUAAUGUCGAGCAGAAACUUGUCAGUGUACCUCCCAAUCUCCUGGAUCCUUUGACUGAACAAUCAGCGAUCAUAACGGGACUUGAAAAGUUUACAAUGUAUAAUAUCACAGUUCUAUGCUUUACGGAACCCGGCGAUGGGCCACGCAGUGAAUACGUACAAGUUAGGACGAAUGAAGACAUUCCGGAUGAAGUAGGAAGUCUACUCUUUGAUGAUAUAUCGGAUCGUGCAGUAAGAGUAUCUUGGACGGCUCCUAAAAAAUCAAAUGGCAUCUUGGUAGGAUACAAGCUGUCUUAUCAGAUGAAAGAUAGCAAUGAGACGUUCAAAGAGGAGGUGUUGCCACCAAACGUCACUAGCAUCAGAGUGGAACACUUACAGGCUAGCACACACUACAGGUUCUGGUUAUGCGCUAUGACGGUGGUAGGCGAGGGCCCGCCGAGGGCCGCAGUGAUCCAGUCGGGCGUAGAACCAGUGCUACCUGACGCCCCUCGAAACCUCGCACUCUCCAACAUCGAGGCUUUUUCUGUAAUGCUGCAGUUCACACACGGAUUUGAUGGCAAUUCCUCUAUUUCACUUUGGACAGUACAGGCUCAAACCGCACGCAAUUCAUCGUGGGUGACUAUAUUCGAAGUGAACGCGCCGGACGCUCAGUCGAUACAUGUGACUGGUCUGGUCCCAUUCACUACGUACAGACUGCGACUAAUUGCCACCAACGUGGUGGGCUCGUCACCACCUUCAGAGCCGUGUAAAGAGUUCCAAACUAUCCAAGCACCACCACAACAUCCACCGAAGAACGUCACUGUACGCGCUGUUAGCGCCACCAACCUACGCGUCAGAUGGAUUCCUCUACAGCAAAGCGAAUGGUACGGUAAUCCAAAAGGAUACAACAUAACAUACACGAAGAGUGAUAGUAAUGACACAUUACACAGCAUCAUUGAGGACCACACGGCGAACUCACACAUACUGUCCAAUUUGGAAGAAUGGUCGGUGUAUGAAAUACGAAUGACUGCUAUAAACGAAGUAGGGACGUCUGUUGCUAGUCCCACUGCUACAGAGAGGACAAGGGAAGCAGUUCCGUCGCGAGGCCCCACCGAUGUAUCAGCUAACGCAACUUCAUCAACCACUGUGGUCGUCCUUUGGGGAGACAUACCGCCGUCGGAGCAAAACGGCUUGAUUGAAGGAUACAAAGUGUGCUAUGCGGCAGUAGUGCCGCCGCCUAGACCCGAGCAAAAGAAGGUGGAAUGCCAGGCCGUACCAUCAAACCAAACGCACACUAUAACGCUAACAGAACUGCGAAAAUACGUAGUUUAUCAAAUUCAAGUGUUGGGCUAUACCAGACUAGGAGAUGGAGCACUGAGCGACCCUCCGAUUACAGUCAGGACUUUUGAUGACACUCCCGGUCCACCCUCCAAUGUAUCAUUCCCUGAUGUGACAUUCACGACGGCACGCAUCAUCUGGGAUGUACCAGAGGAUCCCAAUGGAGAAAUAUUAGCGUAUAAAGUCACGUACCAUCUAAACAGCACCACGCAGCACGUGUUCUCUAGAGAAUUCCUGCCUUCGGAUCGAACAUUCAGAGCGACGGAGUUGGUGUCGGAGCGGUACUACCAGUUCGCGGUGCGCGCGCAGACGCGGCUGGGCUGGGGCGCCACGGCGCGCGCGCUGGUGCUGACGACGGCCAACCGCGCCGCGCCGCAGCCGCCCGCGCGCCCCAACGUGGCGCGCUCGCUGCUGCAGCCCCACCACAUCACCUUCUCCUGGACCCCCGGGGACGACGGAUACGCGCCGCUCAGAUACUACACUGUACAACAAAAAGAAGAUGGAGGCACUUGGCAAACAAUUCCCGAGCGUGUGGAUCCCUUCGUGACGUCAUAUACCGCUGAGGGUUUGAAACCAUUCACGGCAUAUCAGUUCAGAAUCCGGGCGACCAAUGAUAUUGGGCCGAGUCGGUACAGUAACGCGACUGAAACUGUACGGACAUUACCUGCUGCACCGAGUAAAGCAGUUGAGAAUUUGCACGUAGUGCCAAUAACUCCGAACAGCGUGCGCGUGCAGUGGUCCCCGCUGGGCGAGGCGCACUGGAGCGGCGACACGCGCACCGGCGGGUACCGCGUCCGGUACCAACCGCUCACCGACUUCCCCACCGCGCUGCAGCAGACCAUGAAGCAGGACGUGCCUGGCAUCAAGAGCGAGGAAGUAGUCCUGACGGAUUUGGCGGUGGACCGCAACUACGAGAUCAGCGUGUGCGCCGUGAACUCGCAGGGCGCGGGCCCCAGCGGCACGCCGGGCGUGGUGUGGGUGGGCGAGGCCGUGCCCACGGCGGCGCCGGCGCACACGCGCGCGCGCGCCCUGUCGCCCACCGAGGUGGCGCUGGCCUGGGCCCCGCCCGCGCCCGCGCACCACAACGGGGACCUGCUCGGGUACAAGAUCUUCUACCUAGUGACCGACUCUCCUGAAGAGCCGGAGCCAGGGCGACGUAUAGAGGAAGAAAUCGAAGUGGUGCCCGCUACAGCUACUUCACAUUCACUCGUCUUCCUUGACAAGUACACCCAAUAUAGAAUACAGGUGCUCGCGUUCAAUGCUGCUGGAGACGGUCCUCGUUCCACUGCAGUGAUGGUCCGCACCCUGCAAGGUCUUCCAUCGGCUCCGCGCAAUAUAACGUUCACAGACAUUACAAUGAACAGUCUCGUCGUGUCGUGGGAGCCACCGUAUCGCCGCAAUGGCAUCAUUCAAGCAUAUCUCGUCACUUAUGAAACUAUAGAACAGGAUGAACGUUUCAGCAAGCAAGUGAAGCAGAAAGUGACAGAGCGGCGGCUGGCGGUGGGCGGGCUGGAGGAGGAGGUGGAGUACCGGUUCAGCGUGCGCGGCGUCACGGACGGCGGCGGCGCCGGCGCCACGGCCGACGCGCGCGUGCGCACCGGGCCGCAGGCCGGCUCGCCCGCGCCGCGCGCGCUGCUGCUGCAGCCCGAGCCGGCCGCGCUGCGCCUGCGCUGGCUCAACGCGCCGCCGCCCGCCGCCUCCACCGCCUCGUCCGCGGCGUCCACCGCGCCGCCCACCGCGCCUGUGCUGGGCUACUACUUCGAGGCGCGCCGCAAAGAUGACACGAGAUGGGAAACUAUCACCAGAACCAGCAAUGGAAUGUUAGAAGAAUUCACUAUAUCAUACCAAAGUCUUCUACCAUCAACGGCAUACUCAUUCCGGGUGAUAGCUUACAAUAUGUAUGGAAUCAGCAACCCGACGUACAGUGAUAAGGUCAUCGUCACACCGUCGAAGUUAUACUUAGAGUAUGGAUAUUUACAAUAUCGGCCAUUCUAUAGACGCACUUGGUUCAUGGUUGCGUUAGCGGCUGCAUCAGUCAUCAUCAUAAUAAUGGUUAUUGCCAUUCUAUGUGUGAAAAGCAAGAGUUAUAAAUACAAAAAAGAAGCGCAAAAGACUCUGGAGGAGUCUCUAGCAGGAGAGAACUCGGAGCGCGGCACGCUGGCCAUGGAGCUGUACCGCGGGCGCCAGAACUCGUGCGGCAGUGUGGGCGCCGGCGCCACGCUGCGGCGCGGGGCCGCGCUGCCCAAGUCCCCGCCGCGGCCCGCGCCCGGCUCCGUGGCCUACCACAGCGACGAGGAGAGCCUGCGCGCCUACGACGAGAACCCUGACGACUCCUCGCUCACCGAGAAACCCUCGGAGAUGAGUUCGUCCGACUCCCAGAAUUCGGAAAGUGAAAACGAGAGUGUAAGAUCGGAGCCACAUUCUUUCGUAAACCACUACGCUAAUGUAAACGAUACGUUACGUCAAUCGUGGAAGAGGCAGAGACCGGUGAGGAACUACUCAAGCUACACGGACUCGGAGCCAGAAGGCAGCGCCGUGGUCAGCCUAAACGGCGGGCAGAUCGUCAUGAACAACAUGGCGCGCUCGCGAGCUCCGCUGCCAGGCUUCUCCUCGUUUGUAUGACAGGAGCCCGCCGGCACGGCACCCGCCGAAGCCGUGCAUAUGUAACAUUACACUGCCCAUUCCCAAUUAUUUAAAUUUAAUUUAAUGUUAGCUAUUGCAAUUAUUGUACAUAUCGAAUAUAAUCUGUAAGCUUUAACUAAAUUGGUAGAAAAUCUGAAAUAAAAUUAUGAUCUUUCAGAUUACGUAUUAAGAAGUUUUAAAUUAUAUAUUCAUAUAAAAGUAAAUUUAAAUUAGGUACACUUAAAGUUCAUACAGUUGCAGUUUUCAAUGAUAAACAUGUAAAAAAUAAUUUGAAUAUUACAUAAUAUUUAAUGCCAUACCACAAAUUAGAAAUUGAAUAAGAAGCACAUAAAACUAUUGUUAAGUAACAAGCUAUUUUCGACGAAUGGCAGCUAUCAGUAUAUAGUUAAAAAGUAAAAAAAAACUGAGAUCUCGUUUAUUUAAUCUGCAAUUUUAUAGUAACAAUAAUAUUGUAAGGACAGCAGCUACAUCUUAAGGCAUUCGACCAAAAUUGCUUUUUGAGGAAUAAUGAGGAUGAUGGUUUAAUAAAACUGAAUAGUGUUCGUUGUUACUAAAUUAAAUUAUAGUAGUAAGGUGUGAUACAUUUGUAGCCCUUGCUUGUAUACAAGUUUGUAGUCCAAAACCUACUCAAAGGUUCUGUUCGAAAACCUGCAGCAUCAAAAGUAACUUUGAUGUGAACGCUCAUGCUCUUUUUGUUAGAUUGUUGUUGAACUCAAUCAAAUUACUCUGGCUAUUGGCAAGAAUGAGGUGGAGAAUGUUCCAGUGGUGAUAGACUUUGCGUAUGUACUUAUUAUUAUGUUUAUAUCUUUUCCAGUUCUAGAUAGAAAAUAUCCAAAACAAUUUUAAUUCCUUAUUUUUUGUUAAAUUCCAUUAUAGUUGUUUGUAUGUAUAGUUGUGUUGGUGUUUUACCAACAUGAAUUACACUGUCUGAUAAUUUUUUUAUUACCUCUUAUAAUCGUACGUCGAUUGUUCUCCACAAAACUGAUCCAUUGUAAGUCAGCCUCAGGGAAGAAUUAUAAACUAUCUGAAUUUAUAUAAAAUAAAUAGUAAAUAAUCAUGUUUUAACAUUAUUAUUACUAGUGUAAUAAUACUAUGUGGCCGUUAAAAAGAAUGAAAUGUCGAUGUAUUUUUCUUUUAUUGAAAUGGAGCAUUUUGUCAUACUUAAUGUAUUUUAAUUAAAAACUAUUGUUUAAUCAGUAUUGAUUAGUGUCUAGUAUAUACUAACGUAACUCCAGUUUCAAUAGCGACUCGUCUAAUAGACCAAUAAGCACAGUAGUUAUUUAGCAUUUUAUAAUAUUUUUUAUAAUUAAUAUGCAAUUGACUGAUAGAUUUAGUGUCUAAUCCUUUACAUGUGUACAUAUAUUUUAAAGGUGACGAAAUUUUCCUGGUAUUUAUUCAAAAAUAUUUGGCACAAUUUCCUUAAAAUAACCUGUGAUUUAUGUAUGUAUUUUAAAUUAUAACUUAUGAAAUGUCUAUUACUUAAAAACAUAUAAACUGUUAUAAAACUAGUAUCAAAAAGAUAUUCUAAUUACUCUUAAGAAAAAGAUGAUUUUGAUAUUAUGUCUGAAUUUUUUGUUGAUACAUGGUAUUAAAUAAUUUAGAUGACGCAUUAUUUCAUAAUUUAGCGGCAUCACUUGGUUGUAUAUCACUGCAAAUCGAAAACUAUUAUCAUUACAUACAAUUAAAAAAAUAAUCCGAUUAAGGUGUGCCAUGAAUUCAAAGACUAAACCAACUUUGUCAAUAGUUGUAUCCUAGGACAUAUUUUUUUUAUUAUUAUUAAAUAGAAUUAAUUAAAUCCUUAA